Molecule: messenger RNA, 2281 nt
Organism: Ornithodoros turicata
Lineage: Eukaryota; Metazoa; Arthropoda; Arachnida; Ixodida; Argasidae
Product: sorting nexin-10-like
Exons: 6
Coding region: 126-1052 (308 amino acids)
Biological process (GO): intracellular protein transport; vesicle organization
Cellular component (GO): endosome
Molecular function (GO): phosphatidylinositol phosphate binding
Source: RefSeq, a predicted model, not a curated record
CCUGUGCGAUAAGGGCAGCGACAAACGUGGUAAGAGGACGGUCGUGGGCGCUACCAGAGUUCUCGUGCAGAAGCUGUUUGUUUCUUUCGGACUUCGGGGAGGUGUACUUUGCUGCUGUUUGCGACAUGAAGAUAAACGACUUUGACGUCGGUGCCGACUUGGAUGGCGAUUCUGGACACUUUUCGCUGAGUCCAAAAAGUGUCACUCAGUGCGACGAAGGCAUGGAGGACAUCCAACUUGAAGAGACCUUCCUGCACAUCAACGUUCGAAACCCAAUCACCCACAAUGUAAAGGGCGAAUACUACACAACCUACGACAUAGCCAUAGAGACGAACAACGCAAGCUUCACAAUGAGCAGCUCCCAAGUUCGUCGUAGGUUUUCGGAGUUCUACCAGCUGAGGCACCUUCUCUCGGAACAGCUACCCAGUCUAACCCCUCCGACCCUUCCAUUUCGGACGUUCUUAGUAAAGCGCUUCGACUCCUCUUUCAUCGAAGCUCGACGGAAAGGUCUCGAAGAAUUCCUCAAAGAAGUACUAUUGGAGGAUCUGUAUCUAUCAAACAAGAGCCUGCAUCUGUUCAUUCAAUCCAAUCUCCGCAUGGACGAGAUUCGAGAUGUUGUCAUGGAAUCUCCCGUCUCUUACCUGGCAGAAAGCAAGCCCCAAAUCGUCCUUGCUUUGCACGAUGAAGCUUUGGAGCAGCAAAACUCUGCUCCGAGCGACUCGGAUGACUCCACAGACGGCAGUCUCAAGCCUCCCAAAGGAAUCCUGCGCAAGUCCAUGAGCGCGACAAACUUGCACUCGUUCAAGUGCCCCAUGACCCGCGACCACUGCCACCUCCGCAUUGGUUCGCGCAUCAGCAUCUGCCAGCCCACGCUUCAUGUGCCUAUACCAGAAGACCAAGGUACCGUGGCUUCCUGCGCGUCGCCCAGUCCAGGCCAGUGUCCAGUCGUCAGGAGACUUGGUAUCAAGGCCAGUACCAGUGCUCCCUGCCUUCAAAGCAUUGUAGAUAGGAGGAAAAAGGUCUCAUUCAGCAGUUGCGUGAGCGUCUCAUAGCGACCGCUUGACACUUUUUAACUGUUUUGUACAAAGUGUUGUGUGGCAACAGCUGAACAUAUCCGCAGUUUGAGGCGUGAAUUAUUAACCGUUGAUGGGAGACUCGAACUGCAUGAGUAACAGGCCCUAAACAUGCUUUUAAGACUAUCCCAAAAUGACAAUGCCACCGUGCACUGGGAGGUGGACCUUAAACGUGACACGCAUGGCUAGCAUUUCAUUAAUCAUUGACUUAAAGUAAGGAAUUUGAGAAUUUAGUAGUUGAGCACCAGUAAUCUUAAGGUAUCUGGAUUAUCUUCCUUGUGUUGUGAAAACGUUUCUGAAUAGUCGUCGAAUUUGUUAGCAGCUUAAAGUAAUUUGCCAUACCUGGUUUCCUGGAAUAGUGUUGCGUUCUUCUAUAAUAUAUAGUGUGUUAUAGUUAUAAUGGCUUUAUAACGGCUCGCCUUUGCUGUGCUUGAAAAUCCCAUCUCAGCACAAAAUGGCAUGACAUGAUAUUGUCUGGAAAUGAAAGGUAAUUUAAGGAAUGUAGGAAAAACGGUCAGUGGUCCUGCAUUUUUACAUGUUAUAACAUACGUAUAUAUAGAGCACAUUUUUGGGUUGCAGUUACUAUAAAUACGGCUUUAGGCUGUUUUUACCUACCUAAUUUCAGCAUUGUCUAUAAAUAUAUAUAUAUAGUAGCUCUGGACUGUGGGCUACCUAGGUUUUAAUGUACCUUAAGGUUUUUACAGACUGUAUGUUGUGUGUUGUAAAUUUGAACUCCGUAGACGUAGCGGAUGCGUCUGUGUCUGAGCGAUUUUGUUCACUUCUGACAUUUUUGUGUGACGUAAUAUUUAUGGAAAUUGUAUUCAACAGUGUACGCGAAGCAAGUGGAAAUAUUGCAAAGCUUAUAUGGGAGAGUAAUGCAUUCUUCCCAUGGGUGAAAUCAGAGAGCUCCUAGCAUGUUUAUAACAAUACCUCUUACAAUACAAAGUGCAACUAACACCGUAAGUUAAUCUGACAUAGCUAUGCUAUAUUUUAUGAACACACUUUUGUAAGCAUUUGAACAUUUUAACGUUAUUUCAAGUACAUUGCUGGGUGCGUGUCUAAAGUGCGUAUGUAGUUGACGUCUGUGGCUAGUUUGAGACACUGGACAGAGUUCGUGGUAUUGUUGAUACCUUUUAUCGAGAUGUGUCCUCAGUUUACAUAUUAAAUUAUGACAUUUCAUCCUCUGAAUAAACUUGGAGUUUCUAUCA